GACACCAGGCUCUACUCGUACAAGUACAGUACGCGCAACAGCGCACGAGACAGCGCCCCAAGAGUCACACGUCCUUGCCAGCCUCUCGGUACCGGGAGCGCCGCCUCACUGAAAAUAGCACUGCUGCGUAUACAUGAUACGAGUACUAUACUGUACACUGAUAAUCGGCACCAUCGCUGGCCAGCGCCCGCCUCUGUCUCCUUGUCCCCCUCUCUCCCACGCUUCGCUCUCUCUCGUGAUGACAGAGACCUGUUCCCCUGGACACCUGGUGCUUGGCGCUGGAUCUGCCAGUGGGCGCUUGGGUGGCACCAGAGUGAACAAGUCACCGCCGGAGCGGCGCUCUAAACCCAGGCUGGCUGCUGCCGAAAUGCGCUGGCAGGCUGAUUGGACGAGAGCCCAAAGGAUAAGAAGCUUGCCGUUGACACAUCAGCAGUUUGUGGCUGCAGCUAGAUGGAUUGAGCGAACAGCAAAUCCGCAUCGGUACGAUCGAUGGGGCCGCCAUGGCUGCCCAACUUCAGGCAAAGACUGCCAGGCCACUCGCUCGCUUGAGCGUGUCUCUCGGAAAAUAGCAAGCACCCUUGGCUUGGCUUGGGACAUGUGCAUUAUUCGUCCCCGUGUGGUGUUUGUUGUCUCUUCCUCAUUCAUCACUGGCGGAUGACACGCACGAGGCCCAACAAUGCAGAUUUCGAUUUGCAUUUGCACUGUGGUCUAAGAUGCAUGCAUUUGCGGCUGCAUAAUUCUUCGACCUA
Molecule: messenger RNA, 749 nt
Organism: Trichoderma harzianum CBS 226.95
Lineage: Eukaryota; Fungi; Ascomycota; Sordariomycetes; Hypocreales; Hypocreaceae
Exons: 1
Coding region: 134-658 (174 amino acids)
Source: RefSeq, a predicted model, not a curated record